GUUUUCUAUUCUUUAUUUUGUUUCUUCUUCUAAACUCGUGUUACUUUCUUGUGUAACAUCUCCUUUUGUGUUACACAGAAGAAAGGCCAUUCAAAUGCAUUUAAAACAACCAAAGUCGCAAAUGAGAGAAUUAAAAAUUUCUUGGUGAACAAUCCUUUUAACACACAAUUGUCAAAAGUUUUUUGUGCCUCUUCCAGAUGACGCUGAAGGUAGAGGGGGAUCCAGGCUAUGGCAGCAUGUCUGCCGGAUGUCGAUUCACCGGUCUGGAUGACUCGGAGACUGUUCCCCUGCUUAUUCCAGACCCCGAGCUUCGCCAGCACACCUGGAAGCCACUGAACAAAGAAGAGCUGGAGAAGUGCGCAGGUGGACCAGGAUGGAAAAAGAUUCGUUCUUGUCUGGUUCUGGCCUUCUGGGUGGGUUGGGUGAUCAUGCUGGCAAGUGCAAUCGCAGUGAUCGUUCAGACGCCACGAAUGGUGACUCCUCUGCUGCUCUGGUGGCAGAAGGAUCCCUUCUAUCGACUGCAGCUCGUUGUUGAUGCAGAGAAUGGGUUGUCUAAGCAGCUGCCGUACCUGAAAUCACUGGGGGUCGGGGUCCUGAUUCUGGAGGGUCUGUUACGUAAGGACGUCUCCCUGCCGAACCUGACGCAGAUUGAUCGAGGUCUAGGCACUCGUCCACAGUUCAGACAGCUUAUGACAGAAAGUCGUAAAGCAGGUCUGAGAAUAAUGUUGGACCUUUGCGAAAUGGGCCCGUUUGAACCAGUGUUGAGCAAUGACACUGAGGUUCGGUCGGCUGGUUCAGGAUACAUGCAGGACUCGUUAAGAUAUUGGCUGGAACAAGGUGUGUCAGGGUUUGAAUUCUGCGACACAGACGUGACCUCUGUGAAGACGCUAAUGGAGUGGGGUGUCCUGAUGCGAGAGUUCAGUUCACAAGAUGACGAAAGAAUUUUGAUGGUGAGGCAAACAGGUGUCACGCUUCCAGAAGUCACUAUGUCCAAUCUCGUUAACGGUUCACUGGUGAAGAUGGUUACAAAAUCACUGAUUCCUCCAUCGCAUCAUCCGCUGUCGGCUCCUGAAGUAGCUGAGGCCAUAGAAACCAAUCUGCAGAUGCCACAGGAAGACUGGCCAAGCUGGACUGUCGGUGGAGAAGUACCGUGGGAGCUGCAGAGAACGAUUCUCAUUCUGAUAAUGACUUUACCUGGAACUCCCAUCAUCAAGUAUGGAGAUGAGAUUAAUCCAAUACAGGAUAUUUAUGUGAACGUGUCUGAUGGGAAUGGAGAUGCCACAAAACAGAGUUUGGAUGAGCUCAGACGUCCUCUCGCCCUGUUCCGUUCUCUGAGUCAGUCACGCGCCCGUGAAGAGGCUCUCCACUUCGGCAGCUUCAUCUUCCUCCCCUUCAACACCACCAUGUCUUCCUCCACCUUCAAUGCCACAGCCACACCUCCUCUAGCGUUCCUGCGCUCAUGGGGCUGCGUUCAAUUCCUGGUGGUGUUUAAUUUGGGACCUGAACCCCACGCUGUUGACCCGGAGUGGGCUCAGAGUCUACCUGAUAGUGGGGUGUUUGUUACCAGCACUGGUCUUGACCGACUGGGCCCUGUGUCUCUUCAGUCAUUAAAACUGCAGCCACACGAGGCCAUUGUCAUAAAAUUGUUUCACACCGAUAACUCUUCCUGAGAUGUUCAUGUAAAAGGCUUGUGAUUGGUUAAGUCUAAAUUUAUGGAUAAACUGGAACUGAGAAUACAAUGGUAUGAUUGGUGGUUUAAAAUAUUAUUAUAUUAACCAAAAUAUUUAAUAAACACUAUAGGUGAGGGAUGGAGGGCUUUAGGUAAACGUGUAUUUGAUGUGCAGUGCUAUUUAAUUCUAAAUGUUAAAGGUUUUUAAAUGAAUAAAUAUUUACAAUGGCAUUAGAGUGGACUUCAGAUACAACAUACCAAUACACAAACACUUAUUCAAAACAAUUGUGCACACUAUUGUGUUAAAAAAUCUAUCUUGUUUGUAAAAUCUCAAACUGCAGGUUUCACGUACAAAACCUUGAUUGCAGUUUCUUGCAAUGUUGCACAAUGAUCACGUCCACCCGUCUUUUUUAUUUAUUUUUGUCACACGUUCUUACACAAACAAAACGUUGUGAAAGUUGUCAUACUUAAAAUGGUAACAUGAACUGGGUUGCACAAUUGAGGUAUCUGCAUGAAAUAAGAUAUUGCUGACACCAAGUUAGUGUGCUUAAAAGUUUGACUUUUUUUUUUCUUCCCCUUUGAAAAAGGCACUGCAUGUGA
This is a messenger RNA of Triplophysa rosa, 2269 nucleotides long. RefSeq names its product 4F2 cell-surface antigen heavy chain. Lineage: Eukaryota; Metazoa; Chordata; Actinopteri; Cypriniformes; Nemacheilidae. Gene Ontology annotation, biological process: amino acid transport. The transcript has 9 exons. The record is from RefSeq and is a predicted model, not a curated record. The coding region runs from base 198 to 1670 and encodes 490 amino acids.